This is a messenger RNA of Leishmania mexicana MHOM/GT/2001/U1103, 2115 nucleotides long. RefSeq names its product putative ABC transporter. Lineage: Eukaryota; Euglenozoa; Kinetoplastea; Trypanosomatida; Trypanosomatidae. Bases 1 to 2115 code for a protein of 704 amino acids. Gene Ontology annotation, cellular component: membrane. Gene Ontology annotation, molecular function: ATP binding; ABC-type transporter activity; ATP hydrolysis activity. The transcript has a single exon. The record is from RefSeq and is a predicted model, not a curated record. Gene Ontology annotation, biological process: transmembrane transport.
AUGGGCGAGCAGGUGGCGGUGGCAGGGCAGGAGGUCCAGAGGAGCCCACAUCACCCGCUGCCACCAGCACAUCAGCCUGCCCCGCCAGGAGAUGCCUUGCCAUUCAACGAGGCGCAGAAGACGAGCACAGGCGACGCCACGGCAGAGCCGGAGACAUCGGGCAAGAAGGAAAAACCUACGGUGAGCAUCACCACGCCACCUCGCCUGGACGGGAUUCAAAUCUCGGAGAAUGCGUCCGACAUCCCCGUCGGCCGCGUUCUGUGGAAGAUGUGGACCUACCUCUGGCCCCAUGGCGAGCCAAAGAUCAAGAUGCUCGUGGCCACCAGUGUGGUGUGUGUGCUGGUGGCCAAGGUGCUGAGGGUGGCGGUUCCUUUCUGGUUCAAGACGAUCGUGGACUUGCUGGCCCCCGCCACGGCAACAGCGGAGGCUGUGACGGUGGCCGGGCCGCUCACGGUAGGCGUGUUCGGGUGUGUUGUGGCGUACGGCAUCUGCCGCAUCACGACCUUCAUCUCCGAGGAGCUCAAGACGGUGCUAUUCGCCCCGGUCGGCGGGCACGCCUCCACGAAGCUGUCGAUGGAGAUGUUCAACAAGCUGCACCAGCUCGACUUCGACUAUCACCUCAGCCGCGAGACCGGCGUCCUGAGCAAAGACCUCGACCGCGGUAGCCGUGCGUUCUGGUCAUUGGCGUACGUGCUGCUCUUCAUGAUUGCUCCGACAAUCUUCGAGAUGGGGCUUGUAUGCUAUGCCCUCAAUAGCCAGGCUGGCCCGCAGUUCAUCGGCAUUGCACUCAUCGCGGUCUUCUCCUACGUCGCAUGGACGUUUUCGGUGACGAACUGGCGCUCGAAGUUCCGCACGCGCUACAACGCCCUUGAGAGCCGUGUCGGCGGGCUCAUUGUGGACUCGCUGCUCAACUACGAGACGAUCAAGUACUUCGGCUCAGAGAAGUACGAGGCCGAGCGUAUUCGCAAGGAAACAGAGAACAUGAACAAGAAGCUUGUGAUUCUUGAUCAGACGAUGGCGCUGCUGAACUUUGGGCAGCAGUUCAUUUUCGUGGUGGCCAGUGUACUGAGUCUGUACCUCGCCACGUGUGGUGUGCUGACGGGGGCGAUGACGGUUGGCGACUUAGUGCUGGUGGACGCGCUCCUGAUGCAGCUCUAUAUGCCGCUGAGCUACCUUGGCAUGAUUUACCGCGAGGUUCAGUCCAGCACGCAGAACAUGCAGGCAAUGAUAGCCCUGCUAGACCAAAAGUCGAGCGUGAAAGACAAAGCGGACGCGAAGGAAUACAAGUACAUCGACGGCACCAUCGAGCUGCGCGAGGUCACCUUUGAGUACAAGAAGGAGCUCAACCGCCUCGUCCUGCGCAACCUCAGUCUCACGAUUCCAGGGGGUAAGACGGUGGCCUUUGUCGGUCCUUCGGGCAGCGGCAAGAGCACCAUCUUCCGCCUCCUCUUCCGCUUCUACGACCCCACUUCUGGGCAAGUGCUGCUGGACGGGCAGCCCCUCGACAAACUGCGCAUGGAGAGCGUGCGCAAGUGCAUCGGGGUCAUCCCACAAGAUACGGUGCUCUUCAACGAGUCAGUUUGGUACAACAUCCGGUAUGGCCGCAUGGACGCGACGGAUGCCGAGGUGGGGGCGGCAGCGAGGGCUGCAAGCCUGCACGACACCAUAGCGCGCAUGAGCGAAGGCUACAACACAUCUGUCGGUGAGCGGGGCCUCAGGCUGAGCGGCGGCGAGAAGCAGCGCAUUUCCAUCGCGCGCGUGCUGCUGAGGGACCCUCCUAUCCUACUCGCCGACGAGGCCACCUCCGCGCUCGACAGCAUGACCGAGCUGAACGUGAUGGAGACGCUCAAGAACGCUACUGAGCGGACGCGGCGGCGCACAAUCGUCCUCGUCGCACACCGCCUUACCACUGUGAAGGAAGCCGACAUUAUCUUUGUACUCGACGGCAAAGGUGGCCUUGCAGAGCAAGGCACCCAUGCGGAGCUGCUGGACAAGGGCGGGCUGUACGCUUCUAUGUGGCACCAGCAGCUGAGCGAGCAGUAUCAGGCUACCGGCGGUGCCGCACCCGAAGACGCGUACGCGAAGGACGUGAAGUCCACUGCCACACACGGUUGA